This is a messenger RNA of Lagopus muta (rock ptarmigan), 1346 nucleotides long. RefSeq names its product glutamyl-tRNA amidotransferase subunit C (gene GATC). Gene Ontology annotation, cellular component: glutamyl-tRNA(Gln) amidotransferase complex; mitochondrion. The record is from RefSeq and is a predicted model, not a curated record. The transcript has 4 exons. NCBI's taxonomy places the organism in Eukaryota, Metazoa, Chordata, Aves, Galliformes, Phasianidae. The coding region runs from base 1 to 510 and encodes 169 amino acids. Gene Ontology annotation, molecular function: glutaminyl-tRNA synthase (glutamine-hydrolyzing) activity. Gene Ontology annotation, biological process: mitochondrial translation; regulation of translational fidelity; glutaminyl-tRNAGln biosynthesis via transamidation.
AUGGCGGCGGCACGGCCCCUCCACCACCGUUCCGAUGCACUUCCGGCGCGUGUCGAUGACGUCACGAGCCGCUUCCGGUGGCGCGCGAUGCGGGUGCUGGGCUUGUGCCGGUGGCUGCGGGGCGGGACGGUGCGAGCCCUCGGACGCGGGGCGGCCACUGCGAGCUCCGCGCCGCCCCCGCAGGACGGCGUCACGGUGGAGGUUCUCGACCACCUGGAGCGCCUGGCCCUGGUGGACUUCCGCGAUGCCGAGGGCGUUGAGCGGCUGCGGAAGGCGGUGCGGUUCGCUGAGCGGCUGCGGGAGGUGAACACGGAGGGCGUCGAGCCGAUGGACUCGGUGCUGGAGGACAGGUGUCUGUAUCUCCGGGAAGAUGACGUUACAGAGGGCCGCUGCACGGCAGAGCUGCUGAAAAACGCCAGAGAGAAAGUAGAGGAAUAUUUCGUAGCCCCACCAGGUAACAUCCCUUUACCAGAGCUGGAAGAACGAGAUACUGUCCUGAAGGGUUCAUAGUGAGAGAACUCAAAUGCUUUAUUUGGGAAAACUGUGUUUUGUGUGGUCACAACUGAAAUACCCCAGCACGAAUUUGGAUCCACAGAACACUUGCUCUGCUAAACUUUCUGUCCAUCCUUCUGUAAAUUCUCUUGGUGCUGAAAUACUUGAUGUUUAUGAAAGGGCUUUAAAGAGAACAUUAAAAACUGAAGGUUAAAACAGAUAGUUUUAUUGAACUAGUUUGUUAGGAAAACAAGGGAAGGUUGUAUCCAACAUUUCUCAGCUGGCUGAGAAGCUUCCUCACUGAACCUGUACAAAUCAGAGACAAGGUAAGGUCAGGCUUGUUGAGGAAAGGCAGUGACACGUUUGAAGAAUGCUUCAGCAAACCAGAACCAGAUAGCCCAGACCAUUCAUUUCCAGGCCACAGUAACUGGACUUAAAGGCUUAAAACCAAUCUUUUUCUUCCCAUGUGGUGCCCCUCCAAAUACAGAUUUAAGAAUCCAGAUUUAUUUCCUCCGGCUGUAAUGCCAUGCACUAAAAAAGAUCACGACAUGCUGAGCCACAGUGAAAUUUCUGAAGUGCUAGAAAAGACCCUUGAAGUUGUUGUAAUGGAAUACUGCUGGUCAGCAGUUUUAAGUCUGCUCCUGUGGCUCUUGAGAUGUGCCAGGACAGGAGGAUCUUCCACAGCUCCUGGCACAAACUCCUCGAGGGCAGAAACUCCUCCUCAGAUCAGAAUUCAGUGUCGUCCACUUCACACAAUGCGUGUUCUGUAUCUGAUUGCAGGAAAAAAAAUUACUCCCACUUUGCUUCUCUGUAUUUCUGUAUAAUGAACAACACCAGCUUUGUGCAUGUGAUGC